This is a messenger RNA of Microthlaspi erraticum, 771 nucleotides long. NCBI's taxonomy places the organism in Eukaryota, Viridiplantae, Streptophyta, Magnoliopsida, Brassicales, Brassicaceae. The record is from the annotation of a GenBank genome assembly.
AUGGAAGAAAGAUUUACCAGGACCGAUGCUGGUCUGCAAGACGUGGAUGAACGCCUGCAAGACCGUCUCAACUCGGUCUUCGAUCUCGAACCUCAUUUCAGUCUCUCCCCACUUCGAACAGCUGGUUGUGGGGUCCACAAUUCGAGGAGAAUAUUGACUCUCUCCUCCGCGCUGUUGUCGAUCGGAGCGAAGGCGGUCUCAAGGAGAUUCGAGUCAGACAUUGUACCAAUCGAUCUAUCUCGUACGUCGCCGAGAGGUACGUAUAGCAAGUGUCCUAAUCUCGAGGUACUUUGCGUCAAGUAUUGUCCUAAAGUUACAUACGAUUCGAUGUGGGACAUAGCCUUAAAGUGCCCUAAGCUAAAGGAACUUGAUAUAAGCUGCUCGUACGAAAUAUCUUGCGAGUGUGUAAAGAUGUUGGGCACGAAUUGCAAGAAUCUUGAGAUUCUGAAAUGGAGUUUGUUGGAUCCUUUAGAGAUCACGGAGUUAAAGCACACAAGGUUUGUGCCUCGUAACUAUCUGGAAAAACCAUCUAUUAUGACUUUAGGGAAUCUUCAAGUUAGUUAUAUUAGGAGACACAUGCAUCAGCUAAGGCACCUAGAACUUCGAUUCUCCACAUUGAACGACAAAGGUCUUGCCAAUCUUUGCAAAGCUUGUUCGAAACUAGAGUAUCUUGACUUGUUCGGGUGCAAGAACUUGACUAGCGUUGGUGUUACUACCCAUACUUCGACUUUGAAGAAUUUGAAGGAGGUCAACUUUUUCUUUUUGGUGUAA